Messenger RNA from Porites lobata, 5594 nucleotides. Lineage: Eukaryota; Metazoa; Cnidaria; Anthozoa; Scleractinia; Poritidae. The record is from the annotation of a GenBank genome assembly.
GAUGGAGAGGAUACCUUAACUUCCCUUCUCCGUAAUCCUGAUAUCCAAGAAAAUCAAGCAGGGGCUUAUAAAUGCACUGGAAUGAACAACAUUACUGGCUGUUCGACUGAAAAAUCAGGGAUAAUUGACCUGAUUUAUGGCUGUGAGUCAUUUAAUUUCUUAUUUGAAUUCUUCUUAUACACACGGAUGCACAAGACCACAUUAAUUAACAGUACCUCCUUUGUAUCAGGUUCAGCAUAAAAAUGUAUUGCCGUGUUUGCCCUGUAAGCAAUGGAAAGUAUCCCAUCUAGACUAAGAGGGAUAGCCCAUUCUCUCUUGAUUUAGACGAAAUUAAUUAUUGGGUGCUUCAUGUUUUAAAUAACAGAUAAAGUUAUUCCCAGCUGAAUUUAAAAGAAAUCAAUACAUAACUGAAAAUUUCGUGCCACCUUCCUCUUUCCAUUCAGACCAAUUGGACGCUGGAAUUUUUAUUUGUUUAUCCCUCGGGUCACAAGGGAUAAGUAAAUAAGUAAAUAAUUAAAUAAAUAAAUAACGAUUUAGUGGCGCUAGCUCAUCCACAUAGUGUUUCUUUGUCUGCCAUUCUGGCUCAAAUGUACCCCGCCCAGAUGGCGGGAUUAACCUGGGAGUGAUGUAUUUUUUUGGCGGCAAUGGCGGAAUAAGGGUAAGAAGCGACAAAACUCAACCAGGCCCACCACAUAUGUACGGAAGCUCAGGGGGGCCAGAUAGGGAUGUCGUUUUUAUUUUUCACUUUUCGCUUUUUAUUUUUUACGUUUCCGUUUUUGUUUUUUACUUUUCAGUUUUUGUUUUAAACGCUUUGAUUUUCACUUCGUCAUUUUGCUUUCCGGAUUUGGUUUUGGUUUUUAUUUUGUCCUUUUCCGUUUUUGUUUUUAACGUUUUGAUUUUCACUUAGUCAUUUUGCUUUUUGGUUUUGGUUUUGAUUUUGAUUUUGUCCUUUUCCGUUUUUGUUUUUAACGUUUUGAUUUUCACUUCGUCAUUUUCCUUUUUGGUUUUGCUUUUGAUUUUGAUUUUUUACUUUUCCGUUUUUGUUUUUAACGUUUUCAUUUUCACUUCGUCAGUUUGCUCUUUGGUUUUGCUUUUGAUUUUGAUUUUUUACUUUUCCGUUUUUGUUUUAAACUUUUUGAUUUUCACUUAGCAAUUUUAAUCUAUAUUAUGAAAACCAAAACCAAAACCUUAUUAUAACAAUUGAAAACGAAAACCGAAAAAACAAAAACCAAAACCGACAGCGUAGACCAUCAUGCUUUGCUGGAGGAUCAAUAUGGCGGAUUAAGGUGUCCACUCGGCGGAGUGCGGCUUUGUUGACUAUGUUAGCCCAGGUAAAUUAUCUGAUUUUACCUCCAUUGAUUGCUCUGCAUCAUAAAUUGUAUCUUUUUUUAACGUGUCUUUCAAUUCUUCUAUUAAAACUAUGGAAAUCGCGUUAAUCGACUGGAUCAGAUAGUCCAAGACCAAUGCUACACUUAUGGAAUAUUUUCAUGUAGACGGGAUUUUGGCCUGGAUUGAAGGUACUAACGUGGUGUAGGCUAUCGCACAUUUGUCAAGCUUUCAUUUACAGUGGAUCGUAAUCGAGUACACUGAUGAGACUGUGAAUAUCGAGAGGAAUAAAAUCUUUGAGCAUAAUGGAAGGAUAAAACAGGGCUUCUGAUAUUUCGCGCGGUCGCGGACCCGCGAAAUUCCCCAAAAAACGCGAAAUACCGCGAAAUCCGCAAGAAAUAUUUCCAAAUACAUGUCGGCAAAACAUAUUUAGUACUUAUCUUGGCUAUUAGACCGGUUUUAUUAACCCCAAACGUCCAAAUUUAGCUUGAAACUUCAUCAAUGCAGGGAGUAAACAACGUCCCAAAACUACCAGGCGUUUUUAGAUGAACGUUGCGAAAAACUGGGCACUAACCAUUAUGUUGAUAGCUUUAACAUGCCUUCAUUUCUCGAGCGAACUGUUGUUGAAAGAGCAAAUGAUUAUCCGUGUUAAAAAAAAAACGUUCACCGACGCUGGUCAUAUCGACGCAAAAUUGAUCGAUUUUAGCGAAAUUUGCCAAAAAAAACCCAGCGAAAUCGGUUGUUUUUUACUGAUUGUUUCUCGGCGAAGUUUUCCCCCGAAAUUUCUCGUGAAAUCGGCCGAUUUUCCUAAGACAUUCUUAGGAAAUUAUUUGCCCCAGAAAAUCCUUCAAAAAUUGACUCUUUUCCGCUAAAAUCCCGCGAAAUGGGCCGAUUUUUCUGCGAAUUUUGACUUUUCUCCCGCGAAAAUCGCCUGAAAUCGGCCGAUUAUUCCGCGAAUUUUGACUUUUUUCCCGCGAAAAUCCCGCGAAAUCGGCCGAUUUUUCCGCGAAUGUGACCCUGAAAAUUCCGCGAAAUAUUGCUUUUUUUUCCGCGAAAUAUCAGAAGCCCUGAUAAAAGUAUUGCCAUUAAGUUUUUGACACGUGUCGGCUCUCAAUCAUGUAACAACAAUAACAACGGCUCAAAACAAUUCUUAUGGAUAAAACCUAGGUGAAACUGCUAAGUUUUAUGUAGAAGUAAUGAACAGUAAGCGACAAUAAGAGGGCAAAUUUGGUCACGCGGUAUACAAAUUCACGUUUACCGUUUGUCUUAGAGGUCACUGUACAUUUAUUGUUGUUCUUGUAACUCGUGUUCCAUCGAAGCACUUACAUUUAUUACGUCCGUGCGUUCCAUAAUUUUAAGGAGAGUUGAAAACCGGAGAACCAGAAAAACUGACCUCCAGUCUCUGAGCAACGGAAGGAACCAUCAAACUUAACCCACGCCAGGAUUUGAACCCGAGCUACAUUGCUUAGAGCUACAUUGGUGGCAAGCGAGUUCUCUCUCUGCGUCUCCCUUGCUCGUUUGUUGGGGGAUGGCGGGGGGCAUUCGUGUAAUCAUGCUUGGACCUUCUUUCAACUGUGUCUAUACAGAAAGCAUAUAACUGGAACGUAGGCAAACAACUAAUAAUGGCUCACCGAAACGGCAUUCAGAAUUACUCUUUUGUGACACCGGGACAUGGCGUUUAAUAUUGAGGGCUUUAAAUCGCCUCUUUAAUAUACGUACACUGCAGUGAAAGAAACGGAAGCUUUGUUAGUCCAUGACAAAAAAUAGUGUCUCUCGUCCGGAUUUCUAUGAAAGAUACUCCGCUGGAGGACGUUUUUUUGUUGUUGUUUUUUCGGUUAUUGUCAAUGCUUUCUUAGAAAUUAUGUUACCCCAUGAAGAGUUACGUGACUAACCAGAAUGUACGCAGUCAUGAGUGACAAAUCUAUAAAUCUAUGAUCUGAUUUGUCAAGGUAAAGGCAAAAGAGUAUAAUAAUUCACUGUCUUGCCUUUGCAUAGUACUUUUAUACUACUCUGAGCAAGGGAGAUGCAGAGAGAGAACUCGCUUGCCACCAAUGCUCGGGUUCAAAUCCUGGCGUGGGUGAUCUCCACCCCCAAACCAGGGGGGGCGUCUACAGAGUCACUUUGCGUGUUUAUCGCAAUAAUUAACACCUUCAAAAACCUAUUUAAGGCUUCUGACACUUUUAAUGUUUUUCAAGUUUUGAUAAAGAUGGCUGACAGUCAUCGAAACUGUCAGCAUCAUUAAGACUGGCUAUGUUUUAAGAACAUUUAAAUCGACUUAUCAACUUCACUAGCCUGAUGAAUUUCGUCAAGAAUUAAUGGUUCCUUCCCUUGCUCAGAGACUGGAGGUCAGUUUUUCUGGUUCUCCGGUUUUCAACUCUCCUUAAAAUUAUGGAACGCACGGACGUAAUAAAUGUAAGUGCUUCGAUGGAACACGAGUUACAAGAACAACAAUAAAUGUACGGUGACCUCUAAGACAAACGGUAAACGUGAAUUUGUAUACCGCGUGACCAAAUUUGCCCUCUUAUUGUCCCUUACUGUUCAUUACUUCUGCAUAAAACUUAGCAGUUUCACCUAGGUUUUAUCCAUAAGAAUUGUUUUGAGCCGUUGUUAUUGUUGUUACAUGAUUGAGAGCCGACACGUGUCAAAAACUUAAUGGCAAUACUUUUAUCCUUCCAUUAUGCUCAAAGAUUUUAUUCCCCUCGAUAUUCACAGUCUCAUACGCGAUUACGAUCCACUGCAAAUGAAAGCUUGACAAAUGUGCGAUAGCUUACACCACGUUAGUACCUCCAAUCCACGCCAAAAUCCCGUCUCCUUGAACAUAUUCCAAAACUGUAGCAUUGGUCUUGGACUUUCUGAUCUAGUCGAUUAACGCGAUUUCCAUAGCUUUAAUAGAAGAAUUAAAAGGUGCGUUAAAAAAAGAUACCAUUUAUGAUUCAGAGCAAUCAGUGGAGGUAAAAUCAGAUAAUUUACCUGGGCUAACGUCGUCAACAAAGCCGCACUCCGCCGAAUGGACACCUUGAUCCGCCAUAUUGAUCCUCCAGCAAAGCACGAUGGUCUACGCUGUCGGUUUUGGUUUUUGUUUUUGUUUUUGUUUUUUUGGUUUUCGUUUUCAAUUGUUAUAAUAAGGUUUUGGUUUUGGUUUUCAUAAUAUAGAUUAACAUUGCUAAGUGAAAAUCAAAAAGUUUAAAACAAAAACGGAAAAGUGAAAAAUCAAAAUCAAAAGCAAAACCAAAGAGCAAGAUGACGAAGUGAAAAUCAAAACGUUAAAAACAAAAACGGAAAAGUAAAAAAUCAAAACAAAAACCAAAACCAAAAAGGAAAAUGACGAAGUGAAAAUCAAAACGUUAAAAACAAAAACGGAAAAGGACAAAAUAAAAACCAAACCCAAAACCGAAAAGCAAAAUGACGAUGUGAAAAUCAAAACGUUUCGAACAAAACCUGAGAACUAAAAAACAAAAACGGAAACGUAAAAAAUAAAAAGCGAAAAGUGAAAAAUAAAAACGAAAUCACUAUCUGCCCCCCCCCGGGCUUCCGAGUUGCCUGAGGAAUCAAGCACAGGACCGUCAUUAAUGAGAGGGGAGUGUUCUCACCUGAAAUACAGUAGAACCUCUAUAUAACGAACUCCUCGGUAUUAUGAGAUGAUAGGGAGCCAAAAAGGCGCGUAGCACCGAGUUGGCAGAAAGAAAAAGGAGAAUUUGUCGUCGUAUUUUCAUUUUCUCUAUAAAACGUCGUAUUCCUUGAUUAGGAGGUUUCACUUCAUAUUCCUGGAGUAAACGUCAAAGAAAUGUACUAAGAAGUUUGACGAACGUGCAGCAACUGUUGUUUUCAUGUUAAAACCAACUGUGUUUUGACGUUGACAUCGUCGUGGUUCAGAUUUUUACAUUUCAGAUUUUGAUAUUUUUUCCCACUAAUUCAAGAGGUUGCUAUAAAAAUUACAAAUAUAUUACAAAAACAAGAAGAAGAAAACCAGCAAAUUACAUAAAUCAUGAUCAAAGGUGAAAUGUGGGCAGUGGCCAAAGGAGCUUAGGCUUUCGAGUUUGUCACUUAAGCUCCCUACCAUGUUUAAAUGACUGGGUGCAUGACUUAUGAGCUUUGAAAUUAAGACGAAGAAUUCCUUCUCAGUUUCAGUUCAGAAAGGAGAUAAGACAAGUUCUCCCGUUGACUACUAUCCUAACACGACAGAAAUGGAACUGAAGUGUACCUUCAAGGGAUGGCCUCGUCCUCGUGUAGUUUGGUACAAUCCAGAUAAAAAACAAAUCAUCAACGGA